Messenger RNA from Belonocnema kinseyi, 856 nucleotides. RefSeq lists its product as uncharacterized. Gene Ontology annotation, cellular component: ciliary membrane; Golgi apparatus. The transcript has 3 exons. Lineage: Eukaryota; Metazoa; Arthropoda; Insecta; Hymenoptera; Cynipidae. Bases 84 to 587 code for a protein of 167 amino acids. Gene Ontology annotation, biological process: negative regulation of smoothened signaling pathway. The record is from RefSeq and is a predicted model, not a curated record.
CUGUUAUCAUCAAUGCCAAAAUAGUAGAAAACCAAGACUAAUAGUUGAUUUAAGGGUGAAUCCAGCUUAGUGAAGUCCAAGAAAUGGAUAAAUUAACAUUAAUUUCGGGUACAUUAUUUCUAGCAGCUGAUAUGUUCGCAAUUGUGAGUCUUGCCAUGCCCGAUUGGAUUAUCACUGAUGUUGGUGGAGACACAAGACUAGGUUUAAUGUGGUCAUGCAUGACACUCUACAAUCGAUCACAAGUAUGUUAUACGCCCGAUUUGCAACCAGAAUGGUUAUUGGCUUUGGUGUGUAUAUUCGUAGGCUGUAUUUUGAUAACUACGACAGUCAUACUCCUAGCAAGUUCACAUUGGGAUAGAAAUGUCAUUCCCUAUGCGCGCUGGGUUGGAUUUACUGCAAUGGUUUUAUUCUGCUUAGCUGCUGUUAUAUUCCCUAUGGGCUUCCACAUAGACCAAAUUGGUGGUCAACCAUAUCAGUUACCAAACUCACAUCAAGUGGGAAUCUCGUACAUAUUAUUUGUUCUAGCUUUGUGGAUCACAGUAAUCUCAGAAUUAUUUGCAGGAAAAGUGUGCUUGCCGCAUUUUUAGCGCUAUUUGGUACUCCUUGUAUUAAUUAUAUUCAUCUUGCAAUUUUUGAAACUUUAUCGUGUGAAACUUUUUUAAAACUUUUUCGAGUUUGAAAAGUUGGGUUUGUAACAUUUUCAAGUAUGAAGUAUUUCAGUUUACAAUGCAUGAUGCUAAAGUCCUUUAUUUACCAAGUUUGUUAAUCACAAUGAGCUUGACCAAUUUUUUAAUUCAACUGACAUCACCCACGAUUUUUUUUAUUAUAUAUGAAUUUUCAACCCUUGAGAAGUAAU